AUGGCUUCUGCCCCCGACACCACAUCCAUUCCGGGUUAUACCAUCUUCCGGGAGGGCGACUAUGACAGCGUUGCCGCCACUGCGAUGCUCCCGCAGGGCACUCCCCACCCGCUAGACCAACUCACCAUCAAGGAAAUUCCAGAAGUCGCCAAGCUUGUCCGGGAAUAUGCCAGCCCUAAGACCAUCAAGUUCAACUGCAUCACAUUGCGGGAACCCCGGAAGGCUGAAUACCAUGCUUAUCGCCAGGGCAAGAUCCCAGCCCCCGACCGCCGCGGGUUUGCCAUCAUUAUUGAGCGGGAGACUGAGAAGGUGGCCGAAGUGGUGGUCAACCUGACCAAGGCCAAGGUCGAGGAGUGGAAGGAAGUGAGCGACGUCAUGCCCACUCUCACUCUCGAGGAUUUGGAUGUCAUGGAGCGCAUUGCUCGGCAGGAUUCGCGCGUCAUCCGGGCCUGCAAGGAGCUCGGCAUCACCGACAUGUCCAAGGUCUUCCUGGAUGCCUGGGCCAUUGGCAUCGACGAGCGCUGGGGUUUCGAGCGCCGUCUCCAGCAGGGUCUUGCCUACUACCGGACCUCUGAAUUUGACAACCAGUACGCCCAUCCUUUGGAUUUUACCGUGGUGGCCGACACCGAAAAGGAGGAAGUCCUGAGCGUCGAUAUUCGUCUUGUGAACGGCGAGCGGACCGCUGUGCCUCUCCAAGAGCACAACUACCUGCCACAGUUCAUUGGCGACAAAUACAACCACGAGCGCUUGAAGCCAAUUGACAUCACCCAGCCUCAGGGCGUUUCCUUCAAGGUCCGCGGCAACGAACUGUCCUGGGCGAACUACAAAAUGCACAUUGGCUUUAACUACCGCGAAGGCAUUGUCAUCUCCGAUGUCCGCUCCCACGAUAUGUAUGAGGACCGUGAGCGUACUCUCUUCAACCGCAUCAGUGUCGUCGAAAUGGUGGUCCCAUACGGAUGCCCGGAGAAGCCUCACCACAAGAAGCACGCCUUUGACGUGGGUGAAUACGGUACUGGUUUCAUGACCAACUCGCUGAAGCUGGGUUGUGACUGCAAGGGUGCCAUCCACUACAUGGAUGGAGUUAUGUCAACUUCCAACGGCGAAGCGGCCGUUAUCAAGAAUGCCAUCUGUAUCCACGAGGAGGAUAAUGGUCUUCUUUACAAGCACACCGACUACCGUGACGGCACUGUCAUCUCUGCCCGUGACCGCAAGCUGAUCGUCUCGCAAAUCAUCACUGCCGCCAACUACGAAUACGGCUUCUACCACACCUUCACCCUCGACGGGACCUACAAACUCGAGAUGAAGCUCACCGGUAUGCUCAACACUUAUUGUCUUCACCCAACCGAAGAGGCUGCCCCGUAUGGUACCCAGGUUGCACCCCAAAUCACCGCCCACAACCACCAGCACAUCUUCUCUCUGCGCGUCGACCCUGAGAUCGAUGGCCCCAACAACUCCGUCGUGCAGAACGACGCAGUUUCCUCCUCCGAGCACGCCAAUCCCUAUGGAAAUGCUUUUAUCAGCAAGAAGACGCCUCUGCGGACGUCUUUGGAGGGUGCGGCCGAUUACUGCUACGAGACCAACCGGUCAUGGGACAUCAUCAACCCCAACCGUUUGAACAAGGUCGCCAAGAAGCCCAUUGGAUACAAGAUUCUGAACAACAACUGCCCUCCUCUCCUCGCCAAGCCAGGCAGCACCGUCUAUAACCGUGCCGCGUUUGCCCGCAAACCCCUCUGGGUCACCCCUUACCGGGACUACGAGCUCUUCCCAGCUGGUGACUAUGUCUGCCAGUCAAACGGCGCAGAGAACCACCCUCACAACUCCACGAUCCUGGACUGGGCCAAGCGAAAUGAGAACAUCGAGAACACGGACAUUGUGUGCUAUCUGCAGUUUGGCUUGACCCACUUCCCUCGCACGGAGGAUUUCCCUGUCAUGCCCGCCGAGCCUGUCAGCAUCAUGCUGCGUGCCUCAAAUUUCUACGAGAAGAACCCCGGCCUCUGGGUUCCUCCAUCAGCUAUCUGUGUUGAUACGCAGUCAACGAACGCAUUCCCCACUUCUUGCUGUGCUGGGAAUGCGCCAGGAAACAGCUCAAGACUGUGA
Messenger RNA from Penicillium chermesinum, 2097 nucleotides. Its product is annotated as peroxisomal copper amine oxidase. Gene Ontology annotation, molecular function: primary methylamine oxidase activity; quinone binding; copper ion binding. Gene Ontology annotation, biological process: amine metabolic process. The coding region runs from base 1 to 2097 and encodes 698 amino acids. The transcript is spliced from 3 exons. Lineage: Eukaryota; Fungi; Ascomycota; Eurotiomycetes; Eurotiales; Aspergillaceae. The record is from RefSeq and is a predicted model, not a curated record.